Messenger RNA from Tribolium castaneum (red flour beetle), 1897 nucleotides. RefSeq names its product MAP kinase activated protein-kinase-2 (gene MAPk-Ak2). Gene Ontology annotation, biological process: intracellular signal transduction; peptidyl-serine phosphorylation; protein autophosphorylation. The record is from RefSeq and is a predicted model, not a curated record. Gene Ontology annotation, molecular function: ATP binding; calcium-dependent protein serine/threonine kinase activity; mitogen-activated protein kinase binding. The transcript is spliced from 8 exons. NCBI's taxonomy places the organism in Eukaryota, Metazoa, Arthropoda, Insecta, Coleoptera, Tenebrionidae. Gene Ontology annotation, cellular component: nucleus; cytoplasm. The coding region runs from base 357 to 1433 and encodes 358 amino acids.
UGGGCGCCCAGCAAGCUAGAAAGAGACGGGGCGUCCAAACGACACGUCCCUCUCCCUCUACCAAGUCUAAGAUCGCACUUAAGCCAAACAAAUGAGUAUAGUUUGCUGUGGCUCAGGUGACUAGAAUUUCGUUUUUGGUAAUUGAAGUCCACUAAAAUGUUUGAAUUUCAUGGCCAGCGACGUGUCAGGAGCCAGGGGCGAAUGCGCAGAUGCGUCGUUUUUUGUGCAAAUUAUGUCACAUCCUUAUGAUUCCUUUAUUGGUUAUGUACCCUAAGUAAACAAAAAUUUUCGGAUUGUUUGAUGAAUAAAUGUGGACUUGUAAAUAAAUGUUUGGUUGAAAUCAAAAGAAGUAAAAAAUGAAUAGGGAGAUGCGGCAAAGUCACAGGACACCGAAGAAAACGCCAAUUACUGACGAUUACGACAUUACUAAGACGGUUUUAGGCCUCGGGAUCAACGGUAAAGUCGUCGAGUGUUUUUCUAAGGCUACAAAAGAGAAGUUCGCUCUAAAGAUACUUGUCGAGAGCCAGAAGGCUAGAAGGGAGGUCGAUUUGCAUUGGCAAGCCAGUGGCUGCCGCCACAUAGUCAAUAUAAUCGACGUCUAUGAGAAUAAAUACAAUAACAACCCUUGUUUACUAGUUGUGAUGGAAUGCAUGGAGGGCGGAGAGCUGUUCCAGCGGAUUCAGGAUAAACCUGACGGGGCUUUCACUGAGAGAGAGGCGGCACAGAUCAUGCAUGAGAUAUGCAUUGCGGUGAAAUACCUACACGAUAAUAACAUUGCACACAGGGACUUAAAACCAGAGAAUUUACUUUACUCAAAGAAAGGUACUUACGGUAUACUUAAGUUAACUGAUUUCGGCUUUGCUAAGGAAACUUUAGUGAAGGACACCCUUCAGACGCCUUGUUAUACACCAUAUUAUGUUGCUCCUGAAGUUUUAGGGCCUGAGAAAUACGAUAAGAGCUGUGAUGUUUGGUCUUUAGGAGUCAUUAUGUACAUUUUGUUGUGCGGGUUCCCUCCAUUUUAUAGCAAUCAUGGCUUGGCGAUUUCGCCAGGAAUGAAAAAUAGGAUACGAAUGGGCCAAUACACAUUCCCUAAUCCUGAGUGGCAAAAUGUUAGUCAAGACGCUAAAGACCUUAUUAAUGGUAUGCUUAACGUGGAUCCGGCCAAGCGACUGACAAUUGAUCAAGUCAUGAGCAAUAGAUGGAUUGCUCAAUACACAGCUGUGCCUCAAACCCCCUUGCAUACUCAUAAAAUGCUAAAAGAAGGUGAAGAGAUGUGGCCUGAAGUACAGGAGGAAAUGACGCGCUCGUUGGCCACAAUGAGAGUGGAUUAUGACCAAGUGCAUAUAAAAACGCUAGAAAAUUCAAAUAACCCGCUGCUGAAUAAAAGGCGUAAGCGUUCGGCGAAUCAAGUGACGCUAAAGGAGCAGAAAUAACGUCUAGUGAUUUUAUUUCUUCAAAUCACCACGGAACGUGCAUUUUGAUUAAUAUGUUUACAAACAAAUCGAUUUUAGCUGAAUGAUUAGUGCCUAAUGGAAUAGGAUUUUAACGUUUUAAAAUUGUAUUAAUUUAGUUACAGUUGUAUUACACCGUUUGUAGUACUAUUAUUUGGUAAUAGUAAUACAACACACGGUGCAACAACAUAAUGUUAAGAAAAUGUAUUAUAUGCUACGAUUGAAGGUGCUUUUGGAAUUUCCUGUUCAAGAGAAGUGUCACUGUUGAUUAAAAAUUUACUACAAAAUUUAUCAGACAUUUCGAUUUCAUAAGCAUCUUGAUUUAAAUAUUUUUUUAGAAAAAACGUAAAUCAUUUUCACGAUUUACUAGCACAUGAUGAGUGCUAUUUUAAUGUAAAUUGCUAAUAAACUCUUAAUAAAGUUACUUAAAUUGUUCCUAACGAUAA